GCCUUUCCCGAAAUCCGAUUGGACGACAGGCGCCUUGGCCGACGUGACGCAGCCAGGAAUUCCCAAAGUUCCCAAGUUCACGGGAAGAGAGGAGCGUUGUUCCUGCUGACAAACUAAACGUUUUUGGAGGAAAAAAACAGCGAGCGGCUGAAGUGUGAGCCACCGGGGAUAUCGUGAAGCCGAAUCCGUUCCGUGCUGUGCCAAAUCGAGCCUGACGAGGGCGAUGUCUGACAACAGCAACAGCACCGGCAGCACAGGCUCCUCCACCAACAGCUGGACCCUCCUCUCCCCCGAGGAGGCUGCAGUUGAGAAUGUGGGGCCCGUGGACGAUGGCACCGAGAGCCUGGGCGACGUCCCCAGUCUCUCUGAGGAGCUGGCAGGAGCCACUGCUGAAUUCAAACCAGGUGACAUACCUGUAGAAACGGUCCUAUCUGAGGAGGGCCAUCAGGUGUGUCAAGAGACCUCUCCAGAGUCCAGUGAGGGUCCCAUCCCUUCUAGUCCAUCCCGACUGAGCCCUCUUCCACUGAGCCUCCUCGAUCCUCCAGACCUCGACCCGGAGAGUCAGCCUCCAGUCAUCCAUGACAUAGUAACCAGCUCCCCCAGUGACAACGAGACCCAAGGAGCCAUGCCGUUCGUCACCAACAUUGAUUUGGGAGCACAACUUGAUAUUCCGGUAGUUGAAAUCCCCUCAGCUGAGCCCGAGGAGUCCUGCUCUGCUGCCGUCAUGACUGAGACCUCUGUGGAACUCGGGCUCGACCCGGCCGCCGAUGCUGGACCGAUUCCUGCAAUUUCUGCUGACGCCGAAGUUAGCGUCCCCACAGAGACCCUGACUGCCGCUGAUACUCCGUCUCAUGUCGAAGCUGAUGUCAGCUUUGUUCCAGAGAGUACAGAGCCAUCGAGCUUAGUCCCAGAGAGCCUGGUGACAGAACAAUCCAGGGAAGAAAGUCCCGCUCCAGAGACCGUUGGUUCAGCCGAGGCAGAGGAGGAGGCUUCUGCUGCUGAAGAGGACCCAGCAAGGCUAUCCGAGACAGAAUUCCAAGAUGAGAGAGAAGAAGAAGAAGAAGAAGAAGAGCCAUCCAGCAGUUUUGAUUUGGGCGACUCCAGCAGCAUCGAUGACGGACUGAGGAGGAGGAAUGUGCCCUCCUUUGAGGCACCAAGACCAAAAACCUCCGACGAGGAAGACGAGGAAGAGGAAGUGGAGUUUAAGCUGGCUGAGAAGAAGGAGGAAAAGCCGUGGCUCUCGAUGAACAAAUGCAUUGUGGGUGCUCUGGUCCUGCUCUUCUUAGGUUCCCUGUUUCUCUCAGGUGACUAUGACGACUCUGAACUGGGUGACGGAGAACAAAGCCAGGACUGGCUUAGCGGUGAUCCACAGGAUAUGAAAGAGCUAUUGGAUAAACUGACACAGGAAAACCAGCAAAUCACUCAGCUAGAGGCUCAACUGAAGUCUCAGAAAGAAGAACUGGACUUGGCGUUGAAGGCGGUAGCAGCAAGUGGCGAUGAGCAAGGUAAAGCAGAUCUGGAGCAAGAAAAUGCUAACCUGAAGUUGGAGCUGUCUUCUUUGCCGGAGCUGAGGAAAGAGCUGGAGACUCUGAGAGCCAGAGUGACCGAACUCAGCCAGCUCACAGCUGAUCAGGAAAUACUCCCGGAUACUUCUAGCUCAGCCUCUCAGCCUGAUGACAAAGAUAGUCAGAGGAACCAGAAAGCAGCUGCUCCAGAGAGGAGAAAGGACUCAAACGAGAGGGGAAAGCUGAAGGAGGAGCUCCAGCGGCAGAAGGUUCUUUUGGAGGAGAGCAAGAAAAGACUGGACGGGAUGAAAAAAGAUGGAGGAGACAGAAAACGAGUGAGGGACAACUUGGAGGAGAUCCAGAAGAAACUCUCGGAGCAAGUUGAGAGGUGGGGGAAGAAGAAGCCGCAGGAGCACAAAUGGAAAGGGAACAAAGGCAAGAAAGAGGGGAAGAAGGAGUGGAGAGGAGAGAAAGACUGGAAGCACAGCAAAGAAGGAGGAGGAUGGAGGGACAAAGAGGAGAAGAAGGAGAAGGAGUGGAAGUCCCAGAAGCAAAACUCUCACAAAGAAGCGUGGAGGAAACACCAGGAUGAGUGGGAGAGGAAGAAGGACGAGCGUAAGAUGGACAGAGAGCAGCGGAGGAAGGAGAAACCGUGGCACAGCAAGCCCGGAAAAAGCUCCCAUCAUCAGCACCAACAGCACCAUCACCAGCCUCGCCAGCCUCAUCAGCACCACAACAGCGACUUCUGGAGGGACCAGGAACAGAAGCUCCAGCGCAACGUCCGCCCUCAGCUGGGCUGCACAUCCGUGGACGACUGCGCCAGCAAGGAGGGGCUCUACCCGGUGGAGCUGUCCGAGUUCGAGGAGUUGCUGGAGGGCUACCUGAGCAAGCUGGAGGGCUCCUCACCAGAGAGCAAGGACAAGAUCAGGAAGCUGACCACGGAGUUCUUCGAGGACGGCGUCUUUAUCCACGACAGGGUUCUUUUUAGCGACUUUGCCGAGGACGUGGCGGACAUUCUGGAAGACAUGGUGGACGUUUUAGAGGACCACGGCAAGAAGGACGACGACUCCCUGGAGGAGGAGAUGGAGGAGUUUGAACGAGAAGCCCUGUGGAAGUUUGCCGCCACGGCUUAAAAAAACAGACCGAGAGGAGAGGAGUAAAAUCCAACUUGAAGAUACAGCACAAGUGGUGGUUUUUCUAGGACAUUUCUUGCCUACCUUCUCCUCUUCAGAGCUGUAAUUGCAGUAGCUUCUGGUACAGAGUGGUUGUGCCUCUCAUAAAUGUGUCCCUCUGAGUCUCUAAUUAUAAGCUAGACUUGUAUUUGUCAUUUUGGACUUAGUUGUUGUUACCUACCUCUGUCAGGUCAUGCCUCCUAAAGCAAAGUCCUUCAGUAACGUGUCGUGUGAAUCCUCCUCUGCUACUUAGUGCUUUACAUAGUGCAUGUUAAAGUUCACGAUGUACAUUUAAACCGAUAAUAUUCAGAUCGCACACAGAAAAACAAGGUCUUAGGUGAUGGUAUAUGCAAAUAAUUCUGCUUGGCAGCAGCGUGUAGGAUGAAUCAGGACAGUUUCUAUAGUUCACGUCAGUAACAGAAAAAAACCUGUUUAAUUGACUGUUAAAUGCUUUUCUGUCAUUUGAUUCGACGUGUUGUGUGGGAAAACCACCGACCUCCUCUCCAAGCAGGUUAAAACAAAUGCUAGCACGUUUUUUGCAGAUACCAUUCGCCUCAAGUCAGGUGUAACUGUCCAAUCCCAGAGGAUGAGAUCCCGGUUCUUUCAGUGAUAAGAAUCAAAUCAGGUCGGACCAGUUUUGUGUCAGCAGCUGACUGCAGACUGUUUGACUUUCUAGACGUGAAAGACUUUUCAUCCUCUGACUCCCAACUGUCAGUUGACGGCAGAUGUGUGGAACAAUCCGGGAGAUAUUUCGUUUAAAAAAUAAAAAAAAAAGUCAGCGCUGCUCAAAAUGCAAAAAGCAAUAGGACAAAGUGAUAGCCAUAGUUCAAUUGAUGACUGCUAAACCACUUUAGCACUUUUCUCAGACAUUUGAGGAACAAAUUUUCUCACUUUUCAUUUCCGUUUUGUUCUUUUUCAACCAUUCUUUGAUAUCUUUUUGUAAAACAGCCAUGGGGACCUCUGACACAUGAUCUGCUUUUAGAGGUGAGGGAUCUGUAGGAAUCCCUGGAGAGUUUCUUUCGUUCAUUUAACUCAGAUUGGCAACCAAACCGCUGUUUUCUUUUUUUCUUUGCUUUUGUUGAACAAAUAUGAAUUGAUGUGCAUGAUUUAGAUGAAUUUAUUUGGGUUGAGGAAAAAAGAAAAACAAAAAAAGAUGUUGCAUUUCACUUCAUUUUUCGAGUUUCUCAGUUGAAUAAGCCGGGCAGAGGUGAAACAAAAACGGCACAAAGCAAAGUAUCGCAGUAUUUUUAGUGAAGUUUUUCUUCUUCUUUCCAAUUCGAUGUUUCCGUCUUUCCGUGGAAGUGAAGUUAAAAUAGACAGAUUGUGAUUGUUGGCUUCCAUUUUUCAGUGAUUGAAAGAAGCUUUGAAGUGUUUCAUGUUUAUUUAUUCUGUCACUACACUGCAGCUCUUUUCUUAUUUUUAUCCAGAAGAACCACAGACUUUGUCCCAGGCCGUUGAAUGUGAAAAAAACGGUUUUCAUUCAGUUUUGGUUUUCAGAAUUUUUAGCUCGCCAGCUACUGCUUAUGUGCCUUUAUUAUUCUAAAUAUCCGAGAUUGGACAAGAGGUCUUUGAUUUCAUUUGCUUGUGCAAGAUAAAGAAGUUUACACUACUUGGGGUUUUCCUGCUGCUUAUUGGGCAGAGAGUGAAUGUCGUAGAGUUUACACGUCAAGUGUUGAACCGAUUUUUCGUUAAAUCUUUCUCUGCUGUUUGUAGAGGGCGAUGUUUUUUUUCUGAAGGUUUCUAGACCAAAGUGAUCGAAAGAAGGCAUACUGUAAUAUCUAAACAUACGAAUCCUUUAACAGAGAGUUGAAUCAAUAUUUGAGAAGUAUUUUUGUCUUUGUGGGACAACAGUAGGGCUCUGUGUUUACGGAUAGUGUAGGAAGUGGCUGGAUGUAAUGGAUCCCUGAACGAUCUCUUAUUUCUCCCAUCAUCAGUUAUGUCCUCUUUUAGGGAAGUCAGUGUUAAGUUCAAUAAAUUUUUCACCAUUAA
Acanthochromis polyacanthus (spiny chromis) is the source of this 4666-nucleotide messenger RNA. RefSeq names its product pre-B-cell leukemia homeobox interacting protein 1a (gene pbxip1a). NCBI's taxonomy places the organism in Eukaryota, Metazoa, Chordata, Actinopteri, Pomacentridae. The record is from RefSeq and is a predicted model, not a curated record. The transcript has 10 exons. The coding region runs from base 224 to 2638 and encodes 804 amino acids.